Molecule: messenger RNA, 1578 nt
Organism: Glossina fuscipes
Lineage: Eukaryota; Metazoa; Arthropoda; Insecta; Diptera; Glossinidae
Exons: 1
Coding region: 37-900 (287 amino acids)
Source: RefSeq, a predicted model, not a curated record
UUUUUUUUUUUUUUUUUUUGAAUAUCACAGAAUUUAAUGCCCAAAGAAUUGCCAGAUUCUUUACUUAGUGAUCGUAUUGUUACGAUUUUAAUGAAAUAUUUCCAUAGUAUCCAUGAAAUGAUAUCGGGUAUAUCAAAUGAGGGCAGCAGAACUGUGGCGCAGCUAGCUUUCUAUGAUACGUUGGGAGGAUAUUUAAAUUAUUAUUUAAUACCGAUCACCAAGUACUCGUACUAUGCCGGCCAAGUCAGCUUACAGACGGUGGAGAAUGUCAUAUUGCUUCAUAGAAACUGUAAAAAGUAUCUCAAUGUUAAUGGUAAUGGUUGGCGAGCACCUAUAAAGGACGUGCUUAGAAAAUUAAAAUCCAUUCAUAUUGAACCUUUGCAUAUGGAUGAAUCAAAGGGUUGUAGCGAGGCCUCGUUUUGCCUGCAUUUAGAUAUCAAUUCUGAUCAAUUUCACUAUGAUAAAGAAAAAAUGAUUGUUCCUUUGCCAAUUGUUGAUCCAGAAGAUCAUAAUAAUUUUUUGAAUAAUAUUUGGUUACCGUUCAAGCACAAGCAAACUUAUGAUCUACGAUCCGAUAGUUCUGCAUAUGUAUUAGUGAAAUUCUAUGAAACUGUAUCCAAGUGCUAUCAAUAUGAACAUAUUGAUCAGAAUUGUUUCAAUAAUAAAUUCCGAAAUUGGUUAUUAGAAAAUAUCCACGUACAUAUGAACGAUGAACAAUUCUAUCCGGGAUUAGGUGCUGUCUUGAGAAUUUAUGAAAUUCUCAAGUACGACAAGAAAUACACUCGCCAUGAUGAGCAAUAUGCCGGCGAAGAAGAUGCAAAUUUUGACUAUAAAAAUGCUGAUGUCAAUCCAGAAGACGAAAACAGAUCGUAUAUGGUGGAAAGUGAUAGCCAUGGUUAGUUUGCUCGUGAAAUUAGCUAAAGUAAUGUUAAAUUUUUUCACCUUUUAGCUUUAGUCGGUAGAUCAAAAACCCUUGAAAAUGGACCCUCAACGGCUAUUGUCGACAGCGCACAACCAAAAUCGGCUAACAUUUCGCAGGCCACCAAGGCGAAUGUUAUGACAAAUAACCCGGGGCAACUUGCCUUGAGUAAAGCAAAUGAAACCAAUGGAGUUGAUCUUGCUACCCAAGAUAUAGCAAAGAAACUUGAAAAGAUUAUUAUUAAAGUGGAGAAUGCAACCGCAAACUUGGCAAAGAAUGCUACAGCCAAUCUUAAUGUAUUUCAACGAGUGGCGAACAAAAUGUCAACCUUAACCAAAAUCGAUCCAAUAACUCACUCACGGGGUAUUUUCGAUUUCUCACGAUCUGAUACGAUACUUGUAUGGCUUUUGCUGUUGCUGUUUGCAGCGAUUCCAACCUUUGCGCUUUAUUCCCUCGUUGAUGGUAAAAAAUCGAAAGGAAAACGGGUCCGUUUAUCUAUUGAAAAGAAAAAAUCACGUAAACGAGCUGGUGAUGAAAGUAACGAUGAAAUCGUUAGUCAAACGGAAAAUCUUAUCAGAAAGCAACCAGAAGAAGAGGAAAUUUUACUACAAUCCGACUCAAAAUCAGUUUUGCCUGGUAUAAGCACUUUUUUCUUCCUU